Molecule: messenger RNA, 1023 nt
Organism: Peniophora sp. CBMAI 1063
Lineage: Eukaryota; Fungi; Basidiomycota; Agaricomycetes; Russulales; Peniophoraceae
Source: the annotation of a GenBank genome assembly
AUGUCAACUGCUGAUGUUCCAGACAUGACGCUCAUAGUAGGGCCAAUCUAUCUAGGUGUCAUAGUUGGUUACCUUGUAUUUGGCAUCUCCAUAGUGCAGUUGUAUAUAUAUUACGUCUCUUUCUCGAAAGAGAACAGGUGGAUCGUUGGCUCAGUCUACGGCGUGUUUCUUGCGGACCUCCUCCAGAGCAUCACUAUAGCCGCCAUGGGUUGGAGGUUUGGCGUGUCGGGUUGGGGUCACCCAGAACUCCUACAAUUUCCCGGAUGGCCUCUUGUCAUCGUGCCCGGUAUCUCAAGUUUGGUUGCUGCGUGGGUACAAGCAUUCUAUGCUUGGCGCAUUUACCGAUUCGGGGCGUGGAGAAUCAUACCUAUUACCAUCAUCUUCUUUGCCUUAGCGCAAACAGGGGCCGCAUGGGGUAUAGGUAUCCAGUUUGCCAUCAUGAAGAAUGUCGAAUCACUACAUCUACCUUCGAUGUUUGCUCGCACUAUCAUUUGGCUCGGCGGUGGUUCCAUUGCGGAUUUGCUGAUCAUGUGCUCUAUGGUCAAACUCCUCAUGGCUGCUCGCAAUCGCGAUAAUGGGAUCUUGAAAACGGAGCUGCUCAUCAAUAAGCUCCUUCGCCUGACUGUCGAAACUGGAUUUGCAUGUGUUAUGACUGCUGUCGUCGAGCUGAUACUUUUUCUGGUCUAUUCCGACAACAACCUUCAUCUUUUCUUCUCCGUUCUGCUGAGCAAAGUUUACGCCGUAACGCUAAUGGUGAACCUCAACUCGCGCAGAACCAGGCUCUGGAACAGAACGGCGACUGAAGAUCCAAUGACCUUGCCUACAAGUAUCUUCUCUGUGGCCGGCAUAGAGUCCCGUCAACCCGUGCAUCCAACGGUGGUCCAUGUAACGUCACAGGUUGAGCAAAGUUCCGAAGGUUCAUAUGAUAUGCCGAAGCCGCAUCCUCGGUUUGAAGAAGAGCUUGAGCUGCAUCCCACACGCAAAUUCCCCCAUGCUGCGAGCAUCGACUUGCCCCGCUCGUAG